This is a messenger RNA of Didymella exigua CBS 183.55, 2708 nucleotides long. RefSeq lists its product as uncharacterized. Lineage: Eukaryota; Fungi; Ascomycota; Dothideomycetes; Pleosporales; Didymellaceae. Gene Ontology annotation, cellular component: nuclear inner membrane. The record is from RefSeq and is a predicted model, not a curated record. Gene Ontology annotation, molecular function: chromatin binding. Bases 306 to 2570 code for a protein of 754 amino acids. The transcript has 2 exons.
CGGGGGUUUUGGACCUCGGCCUCCGGGGCACGGUGAUAUUGCUGUGCGGUACGCGGUAUGUUCGUUGAGCUUAUCCGUUGCAAUUGGGUAGCUUCUAGGAUCUAGCAAGGUGCGUCGUUGAAUACCUCACCAAGGCUGCUGCAUUAUGUGUUAGUACAGGAGUGAUUUCCACAAUAAGAUUCUCGGUGAUCUUCCACCAGCCGGACCUUUUCAUCUCUUGUGAAAGUACAUUGGGCUAGCGUCGACGAGAGACAUUUGCUGAUAAUAGUGUUCACAAACGUUAGAAUGCGCAUACUGAGGGAAAGAUGAACGCGAGUCAUUGUGGCGGGCCCUCUGAAGUGCUUUCUGGUGCUUUGUGUUGCCGUGGUUACGUCACAAACACCUUCGCACUUUCCCAUCAGGCUUCUGCCUGCUUCAACAGUCGCCGCCUUAUCCUCGUUCCGCUCCCACAACUUUAUUUUUGGCAUAUAGGCCCCUCAUAUUGCCACGUUUCUUGCACCUCGCUAUCACCGGAAAAAACAGACAUGGCGGACGCACGUGGAGAAUACUGGUACUUUGAGCCAGGCGUCGACUCAACCAAGAUAACGGUACCAGAGCUGCGCAGUAUCUUGCUGAAGCACGGCGUUGGGUAUCCGUCAUCUGCGAAGAAGCCGCAGCUCGUAGCACUCUUCAACGAGUCGGUCGCUCCCCAGGCGGCGCAAGUACAGAGGACACAUGCGCGCACCAAGAGGAGCACGCACGGUAUCGUAGACAUGCCGUCAAGCUCGAACAGCACCGUCGACGACGCCGAAGAAGAUACACUGGUCGCGCCGACGCCUGCGAGACGGACUGCACGCCGAACGACUCGCGCUGCGACCGAAGACGCCGAGGACAUUGCGCCCUUGUCACGCGCAAAGACACCUUCGCGCGCCGUACCUGCAAAGCACAGCAGAGCGCUUGAGCCGGGGAUCGAUGAGCGUCCGGCAGCUCGGCGCACACGAAAGAGCAUCACGCCCGCCGUCAAGGAGCCAACGCCAGACCCAGAGACAUGGCAUCGCUCAGGCCCAGAAAGUCCCUUUACACAAGACAACCCCUUCCAGAGUGGUAGCUCGCCAGCAAUCCCCGAUACGACAUCACGCGACAAGAGCAGGAGGACACUUGGUUCAGAGCUGAAGACCAGGCGCAAGAGUGAUGCGCACCGCCGACGAACAGCUGAGCCUAGCACCGAACAGUACGACGAAGGCAUCGUAGUGCCCUCUCGUCAGACGUUCGACGUAGCUGCCCCACACACAAGAGAGGAGGAGGAGCACGAGAGCACAGAUGCAGGCGAAGAGUUCACUCCAGAAGAGCAGUUGGAGCUGGUACGCGAGCGUGCAAAGAGUGGCCAGGUCGACAUCCUCCCUCUUCGCAGACAUAAGAAGUCUUCGAAGGCAACAGGUACCCUGAAGGCGUUCUCCGCGACACUCCUGCUCACCACUGCCGCCGUGUUCGGUGGUGUAUGGAGGCAAGAGAAGAUCGAGGUGGGCUUCUGUGGCAUUGGACGGGAGGCUACGAGCCUUGCAGGCGUCGAGGUGCCGGAAUGGGCGAGUGAGUACUUUCCUCUCCCUCAGUGCGAGCCGUGCCCCCCUCACGCACAAUGCUACAGGGGACUGGAGCUUACAUGUGAUCGCGACUUUAUCCGCAAAGAUCACCCACUGUCACUGGGUGGCCUGAUUCCCGUGCCACCGACGUGUGAACCGGACAGCGCGAAGACACGCAAAGUUACGGCCGUCGCAAACAAGGCCGUAGAGAUUCUGCGAGAAAAGAGGGCUCAGUACGAAUGCGGCGAGCCGGAUGUAGACGGCAAGCCUGUUGAGACUCCUGAGGUCGCGGAAGAGGAGCUUAAGCAGACGCUGGCCGCUCGCACACAGAAGGGUAUGACAGACAAGGAGUUCAGUGAGCUUUUCGAGCGAGCCUUCCCGGAGGCUGUUCUCCGAGACGAGGUCGUCGAGUCCACAGAUGCAACUACCGGGAAGCGCAAGCUCUCAUCAACCUCUCUCGCAAAGCUCUCCCUCAGCUGCAGCGUCAAAAGAUCCGUCAUACAAUCCUUUGAACGACAUCUUCUCCAGAUUGUAAUUUUUGCGCUGCUCGUCGCCUCAGGAUCUUACGGAAGGUAUUCGUACACAAAUAGCCGAGCCAUGGAAGCCCGCGCAAAGCAGCUCGCUAGCGACGUCUUCGACAGACUUGCCAAUCACGCGGCCUUGAGCCAACAACAGCCUGGUGCCUACCCCGAGCGCGGCGUCAGCAUGGCACAGCUGCGAGAUGAUGUGCUCCGUAACGAGUUCUCAUCCAAGCGUCGACAGAAGCUGUGGGAGAGGGUGCAGAAGAAAGUCGAGUUCAACUCGAACGUGCGCGCAGCAGUCAGGACAGCGAACAGCGGCGAUGUUGCGCGCAUGUGGGAGUGGAUUGGGCCGAUGCACCUGCUCGAGGAUGGUCGAAGCCCUGCCAUGCGUGAGAGUGGCCGCUUCAGCAUCGAAAAUACACCAUCGACUGCAUCAAAGCAACUAAUGUCAGAAAAGAGGACAUGGGACGCGGGACACCCCGUGUAUUAGAGGCAGGGACUUAGUGUGGCGUGACAUAGAGUGGCUAUUUGCUAUUGGCGUUGUGGAGGUUAACUUUGCUUCGCACGAUACCACCUGAUAAUGACAUCUUUUAUUGAUCUCCAACCUUGGUGUUCUAGAAUUCAGGAC